Messenger RNA from Stylophora pistillata, 1533 nucleotides. RefSeq names its product influenza virus NS1A-binding protein homolog. The record is from RefSeq and is a predicted model, not a curated record. Lineage: Eukaryota; Metazoa; Cnidaria; Anthozoa; Scleractinia; Pocilloporidae.
UGUUUUUUGCUCUCAACUAAGAAAUGGAUCAAUUCAUAUCAAGAAUGCCACAAUCUUGUGGCCACCAUGGUGUAGCAAUGUGUCGGGAUAUCUUGUAUGUGAUUUAUGGAGAAAGUAGAUUCAGUAUUGGAGAAAGUAGAUUCAGUAUUGGUCAAAUCCAUGUAUGUUCAUUUGAUCCAAAAAAAAAUAAAUGGAACCCUCAUGAUGUUGGUAAAGGUGUGUGGAAAAACUUUUCUGUGACAACUUAUAAUGAAGAACUGUAUGUCAUAGGGGGUGACAGUGGCUUUUAUCAACAGGUUAAAGUCUACAAUCCAGCUCUUGGCACAUGGAAAGGGAGGGCACCAAUGAAUGUUGGGCGUGCUGGACAUUGUGCAGUAGUGCUCCAGAAGAAUAUCUAUGUGAUGGCUGGUCAUGAUGGUAAAGUUUGCCAUAAGAGUGUAGAACGUUACAACCCAGCAACAAACCAGUGGCAGAAAGUUCCAAGUCUAUCCAAUGCCCGCAGGUCUGCUGCAGGAGCUGUAUCAAAUGGGAAGAUCAUUGUUGUUGGUGGAUUUAGUGCUAUGGAACCCUCAAAAGCCGUAGAAGCCUCCUGUGAAGUGUUUGACCCCUGCACUAAUGAAUGGAGCUUGGUCACAAGUCCUGUUAUUCCACGUGCUGCCUGUGGCACUGUGAGUAUAGAUGACAUUAUUUACUUGUUUGGAGGUCAGCAUGAAGAACAUUUCAUGAACACUGUGGAGUCUUUUGAUUUGAAACACAAUGAGUGGCGUGAUGUAGCUACUAUGCCAAUUGAUUAUCAGGGUUCAUUCCAUCAAGCUUCAUUAGUAAGACUGCCAAAAGAUUUUGUCUCCUAAAGAAUUUUUAGGUGCUAUUGUCCAAGUAUGAUGUCAAGAUGCCUGAAUAUGGCCAAGUUCUUUCCUCAUUUUCAAAUAGGUCAAUUAAGAUAACAAAGCCCAGUCAAAAGAAGAACUCAACCACUUUUUUCACCAUAGACUACUGUUUGAAGUCUGAAUCCAGUACCAAUAUAGUUUUACACUGAAAAAUACCAACAAGGCAUAAUCUUUAAAUUCUUAAAGAUCUGAACAGUAAUCCUCCCUUCUUACAUCCAAGACUUCACACUAAACUAGUUAAUAUGAGAUUGUAGUUUUUAUUCUGGUAAGAUACUUGAGCUGAUAUGUGCAUCUGCUAAUGAAUUAUGCUGCUGAUAAUUCUCGGAAAUUGUAUAGAAAAGUUAGACUUUGAUCAAAGCCGAAGCUUAUAGAACUAGACAGAAACUAAUAAUUGGUAUUUUUGUCAAAAUAAAUUGUGUUUAUUUUCAAAAUAAGUUCACUUGGGUACUAGUUGAUGCACAGUUCCAUUUAAGAGUAUUUCAAUACAAAUUCCUCUGCUGAAGGGAACCCUGUCAUGGUAACCUCCUAUAGGUUAAAGAUGCUGUGUAUUGAUAACCAUAGCUACAGUAUUAUUUGAUAUUAUUAAAAACUGGAUCAUUGUAUAAUGCAAUUCAAGACUUUUUAUUGGCUUAGCCAUUAUGGUAUA